AUGAUCACUGCGCUUGCCGCCACCUGGAGCCUGUUUAUCGGCCUGAUUCUCAUCAUGGCCGCGCAUGGUCUGCAAUCGACCUUGCUGGGCGUGCGCGCCGGGCUGGAGGGCUUCGACGAGACUGUGACCGGCGUGAUCAUGGCCGGCUACUAUGCAGGCUUUCUGAUCGGGUCCCUGGUGACUCCGCUGAUGGUCAGACGGGUCGGUCAUAUCAGGGUCUUCGCUGCCGUCGCAUCCGUGGCGUCGGUCGCCGUGCUCGCGCACUCUGUUCUGAUCGAGCCGGUCAGCUGGACUGCCAUGCGGAUCGCAACCGGCUUUUGCGUGGCCGCCCUCUACAUCGUGGCCGAGUCCUGGUUGAACGACCGUGCGACGAACGAAACCCGCGGCCAGGUGCUGGCCAUCUAUAUGAUCGUCGUGAUGCUCGGCAUGGCUGCUGGACAGUACCUGCUGGUUCUCUCCGACCCCAACGGCUUCGUUCUCUUCAUUCUGGUCUCCGUGCUGCUCUCGAUCUCCCUGGUGCCGAUGUUGCUAUCGGCCAGCCCUGCUCCCUACUUCGACGCGCCGCAACCGGUUUCCCUGCGCGUGCUCUACAUGAGCUCGCCUCUGGCCGUGGUCGGCGCAGCCUUGCUCGGUGUGGCACAGGGCGCACUGCUGGGAAUGAGCGCCGUUUACGCGACCUCCGCCGGCCUGACGGGCGCCGAGAUCUCGAUCUUCGUCUCGGCCUUCAUGAUCGGCGGAGUGUUGUUGCAGUUUCCGAUCGGGCGCCUCUCGGAUCGCUUCGACCGGCGUCUCGUCAUGACCGUCGUCACCCUGAUCGCCGCCGGCGUCGCCGGCGCGGCUUGGUCGAUUGGCGAUCUGGACCGCUGGUUGCUGUUCGGGCUGGCCGCGCUGUUCGGGGGCUUCUGCCUGUCGAUGUACGCGCUGGUGCUCAGCCACGCCAACGACCACCUGGAGCGCGAACAGAUGGUGGCCGCCUCCUCGACGCUCUAUCUGGUCUAUGCCGUCGGCGGCAUCCUGGGCCCGCCGGCGGCCGGCGCGGCGAUGGACCUGACCGGGCCCAGCGGCUUCUUCGCCACGGUGGCCGUGCUGCAUCUGAUGCUUGGCGGCUUUGCCCUCUACCGGAUGGCCCGUCGCCCGGCCGUCCCCCUGGAAGAACAGGGCGGCUGGGUCGCGGUGUCACAGGGCUCGACGCCGAUCGUCGCGGCCAUGGCGGCCGACGAGUACGCGGAAAGCCAGUCUCAGCAGGAGAGCUGA
Symbiodinium necroappetens is the source of this 1254-nucleotide messenger RNA. The record is from the annotation of a GenBank genome assembly. Lineage: Eukaryota; Dinophyceae; Suessiales; Symbiodiniaceae.